Messenger RNA from Pseudomassariella vexata, 921 nucleotides. Its product is annotated as nuclear pore complex assembly-domain-containing protein. The transcript is spliced from 2 exons. NCBI's taxonomy places the organism in Eukaryota, Fungi, Ascomycota, Sordariomycetes, Amphisphaeriales, Pseudomassariaceae. The record is from RefSeq and is a predicted model, not a curated record. Bases 1 to 921 code for a protein of 306 amino acids.
AUGAUGGAUUAUAGCAACUUCGACCGGGUCUUUGGCUCAGUCGAUUCGUUUCCCUACCACCGCAAUUUCAUUCAAGAGGCAGAAGUCAACCGUCGCAGCUUCGAUGGCGCCCUCUUCAUCGAUCGCGUCCUCGGUGCAUUGGGCCUUUCCAAAGUGGUCAAAAACUACCCUCCCAAAUCCGAGGCCAUCCUCCGCCAGAUCCACGAGUCUAUCGCCUCUCCUGCCACCAUCGCAACCCACCACAAGCUUUCCGUGCUGUUUUACUUCUUGCUCGACAUUGACGAGCAAUCGCCCGCCAACUUCUCCCGCGCCGACCGGUUCGCCUCGCGCGCUGGCGUCCCACCCAAAUACCAAGUCUUCAUGCGCGGCCUCUGGUGCCUCGACCGACAAGCCUUCACCGCCGCAUUGGAGUUCUUGGCCCACCCCUCCCUGCUUCCCGAGUUCGCCGACGACAUUAUCACCGUCCUCGUGCGCUGUGCAUCCAAAGGCGGCGACUACACCCUCCCAUUGGCAUACUAUCACACCGUGCAGCCCGUCCUCAAGUCACCGACAUCAAUCCAACUCCUGUUUGACGCAAUGGCCCACUCCAACGUCACCGAGGCGCUGCAAUUUUCGCGUGCACGGCCCCAAGAGAUGCAACAGCAGCUCUUCCACCGCUUGGUCAUGAGUGUGCUUGGGGACGCCCGAGACGAGGAGAGCGCCGAGAGGGCCUAUCAGCUCGCCAGUCUCCCACUGUACAAGAACGAGGAGGGCUGGCUCAAGGAGGCGCUGACGAGUGGGCAUGCAAAGCGCUUCAAGGGGGCAAGAGACACACUGCUCAUGCGCCGCAUUGCCGUUGGCGAGAGCGGCGUCAUAGGCGACAAGGGGGCGUGGGUAGUGCUGAUGGAAGGGUUCAAGGUCGGCAGUGGAGGGCGAACUUGA